AUGAGCUCUACAUCAAAGUCUAAUCUUUAGGAGAACAAUAGCUUUCUUCCAAAUAUUGAUCCUAAGUCUUCUUAAAAAUAGAUAUUCACAUAGACCUUAAAUAGACCUUAAUUUUUUUAACAUAAAAAUAUAGCUUCAUCUUUAUAAAAUACACCAAAAACACUUAAUAAAUUUAAAGUCAUAGUUAGUAAACCUCAAGAAGGCCCUGCAAAAAAUGAAAAACGUGGUAGUUUUACUAAUACAAUUAGUGCAAUUACUUCUAAUAGAAGUAAUUCAGUUUCAGCUAAAUUUAAUUCUUCAUCUACUAAAAACAUUCAUGCUUCACCGAGCAGAUUUAUAAAUGACUCACCAAGAAUGAUUUCGAAAGAUAGCUUAGCAACUGUUUUACAAUAGAAAUAAAAAUAGAGCUAAUAAGGAAAGUAAACGCUACAAAUUCCUUCGAAUACUGUAAGCCAUUUUUUUAGUAAAUAAAAUUUAGCAGUUCCAAAAUCACAAAAAAUUUAAGCAAAGCAGGAUGCUUGUAAAACAGAAAUCAAAAGCAACGUUUCAGAUUUAUUUUUAAAUGUCUCACACAAGGAAGAAGUAGUCUAUGACGAAAGUCCUUGUAAGAUGCAGUAAAUUAGAGAUGUUAAAAAGCAAGCUAAAGUAGGAUUGGAUUUAAAGAUUAAUCUAAAUAAUAACUAACCAAAAUUAUAAUAAAAUGCCUUAAGUGAUAUUAAAUAUCCUGGAAGCUGUAGACAUUAGUAAGAUAUUGUUUUAGAGAUUAUUAAGGAGGAUUUAUAAAGCUCAGAGAAAUCACCUAAUAUUUUAUAAUUAAUGUCCCCUAUUUCUCCAACCCCAAAACAAUAUGAAUAAUUUAUAAAUCCCAAGAAGAGUAUAUUUAAUUUCAAUGAUAACAGGUUAUAUGGAGAUGAAGCAUUGAAUGACAAUCCUUUAUUAAAAUUUAACAAAAAUUAUAAAUAACUUGAGAGAAUAGUUUAGGUUAAUGAUCAUUUCAAUGCAGAGAAUAGCUUAAAUGUUGCCUUGUUAGAGCAAACUAUUGGCAAGAACAUUUUACCUCGUAAAUUAGGAAUAGUUAAGGAUUCUUAGCAUUAGUUCACAUUCCCAAAACCAGAUUAAAAACAUAAAUUAGAUCUAUCGAACUAGAAUAUUUCAUCAAGAUAUCAUGAGAUGAUUUCAUCCGCCAUGAGGCACGAUGAAAUGUAAACACUUUACAGCAUUAAUUUAGCAAGUAACAAUUUAACAGGAGAGUCUUUGAAAAUUAUUACAAGAAAUCUCCCUGAUAGUAUAGAGAAAAUAAACUUAGAAUAAAAUAACCUUGGAGCUAAUUGUGCUCUUGGAGUUAAUCCUCUACUAAAUACAACCAUUUUCAGAAGAUUAAGAAUCUUAAAUUUAGAAAACAAUAACAUUUCAGACUUUGGUUUUUCUUAAAUGGUGGAUGCCCUCAUUCAAAAUAGAUCAAUUUAUUCACUUAACUUAUCUCACAACAAAUUAACUGACGGCUCAGGAGACAUUAUAAGGCAACUUCUAAAAAACAGUUCUUAUCUACAAGAACUCUAUCUCCAUUGGAACAAAAUCUCUUCACAAGGUGGUCUUGCUAUUGCUGAAGGACUUGAAGAUAACAUAACGCUUACUGUUUUGGAUCUCAGUCAUAAUGGAUUGGGAGCUUUAAAAAAAUUGAGAUGUGGAUUGUAAAUAGUAAAGAAUUGCAGCAUCUAAGGAUCAUCUAUGAGACAUUUGGAUUUAUCAUUUAACAUGUUUUAAAAUGAUGAGUCCCAAGAUAUCGCUUAAUUUUUAUAAGAAAAUAAUAGAAAUCUUUUUGGUAUUCAUUUUGAGGGUAAUUUGGGAUAGGGUGUUUUUGAUUCAAGAGGAUUCCUUAAAUUCAAUAGAAACCAAGCCUAGGAUGAAAAGAUUCAUCAAGGAAUGAUUGAGAAGAGAAGAAUAAAAGGAUUAAAAUGCUUAGGUUAAAACAAACUGUAAAAUUACAAUUGCAGCUUUAUAGAUAACUGCUGGAUUUGUGAUGGGUGGUAAGAAGUCAAAUUCGAAAUUAAAGCUGGAUGCAGUGAUAGUUUUUUAGGAAAUCCUGUCUUUUUACAUCUUGACUUUGAGAAUUACAGACCACACUACAUGACUCCUGAUCCAGAGGACCCAGAAAAGUUUGUGUUAUACCGCAUGUGUCCACCUAACAGAAAAAUUUAUUUCUUUUUUAGUGACCCAACUUAACCAAUAAUAUACUAUUCUAAGCACUAUCCUUACACAGCUUUUAAAUAGAAUAGCGAGAUAGAGUUAAAAUUCUACUCUGAGUCAGUGAAGGAAACUUAAGAAAAAUAGAAACCUGUUGAUUAUUUUACUCCAACAUGGAAAUUUUAAGCUUGCACUAGAGAUUCUGCUAAGAGCUUUUUCUAAUUGUAAUAUUUAGAUAGCACUAUUGUCGAGUAUAUAUAGCCAAGCUUUAUAAAUUGCUUAGAAACUAAAAUGGAAUAAAGAAUAUUUUAGAAGCACGAAUCAGAACCUCAUAUUAAGUGUUUACCUAGGGAGCCUGAGACAUUCUUCUAAAUAACUAAAACAGAUAAAUGGUGCUUUGAGAUAUCUCUUUUCAGAACAUAUAUUAGGGAUUCAGAAGAUUUACUUAAUAAAUGCUUUGAAUUUGAUUGGAAUAAUAGUAGAUGUGAAAGAGUGCUUAGCCAGUCGGGAGACGCUCUUUUAUGCAAACAAAUUUUAAGAAAAAAGUAUAGAAUGAUCAAAAAUUGCUAUAAAUUUUUCUCUUCAGUUUCGAUGGUUGGUGACGUUCCAGGUAUAGCUCAAAACUAAUUUUCAAAUUUGUUACUCAAAUGCAAGGUGGCUGAUGGUAAACUUCUAAAAAUAAGUGACGGAGAUAUUUGCUUUAUUACUACUAAUGCUAGUCUUGAGAAGAAUGCUGACCAUUAGCACCGUAAUCCUGACAAACAAAUAGUUAGACACUAAUUUAUGGAAGCAAUAGCAAGAUUAGCAUUAGAUAAGUAUUAUAGAAAUAACUAUGCUAGUACAUCAUAAGAUUCCUUAAAUUUAUUCCUAGAUGACCCUCUACUAAUAGAGAAAUUUUUAGAAGUAGGAGAUCCACAAGAAUGGAGAGACACAAGAUAUUGGAAUGAGGAAUGCGAUAAUGUUUUGAAAUAGUACUUAGGAUUUAUAAAAAUUUUGUGGGAAAGCAUUGCAGACUCAAAGAAAGUAGAAAAGAGAUACUUUUUAAACUACAAAACAAUGAAUGUAUAUGAACUGUAAGAAAUGAUUAAGCAAUAUGAUCUGCUAGAUGAUUUUUUAACUGAAAGAGAUGUUUUACUUUCCUUUAAUUUAGCUAUGAUGACUUAGGAGAAUGAGCUAAGUUGUGAUAAAUACAUACAAAUGAAUUUCGUUGAAUUUUUAGAAUGCUUAGCUCGUUUGGCAGAAAAAAAGAGCAUGGUGCCAGUCGGUGAGAAUCCCGAAGACUAUACAGAUUAGGAAAGAAAGAAUCUAAAUCUUAGCUAUAAGCUAUCAAGUUUGUUAGAAUAAAUGAAAACAAAGUAUGAAAAUAUUUAAUUGGCUAAAAGAGGCGAACAAAAGUAGAAAAAAGAAAAAUAAUUCGUAAUUAAAUAAUAAGUAAAAUUAACUCCUCUAGUACCAGAUGCGAAAGCAACUUUUAGAAUAAUAUCAUAAAGCAAUUUGUAAACUUCAAGAGAUGAUCCUAAUAAAUCUGGAUAGUAAGAAAAAUUAAACAUUAGUUCUAAUAACUUUUUCUAACCUACUUAGGCAUCAUUUUAAUCUUGUUCUAAUUAAUAAUAUUCUGAAUAAAACCCUUAAAAGCUAACAAAAAAAAGGAGUACUUCCUCUAAUUAAUAAUAAAAUCUAUUUACAAAUUAAUAUUACUUUCCAAUUAAUUCUCUUGAUGAAAUAGAUGAUUCUUUGUUGUGA
This is a messenger RNA of Tetrahymena thermophila SB210, 3927 nucleotides long. RefSeq lists its product as hypothetical. The record is from RefSeq and is a predicted model, not a curated record. Gene Ontology annotation, molecular function: protein binding. Lineage: Eukaryota; Ciliophora; Oligohymenophorea; Hymenostomatida; Tetrahymenidae. The transcript is spliced from 4 exons.